Molecule: messenger RNA, 444 nt
Organism: Spodoptera litura
Lineage: Eukaryota; Metazoa; Arthropoda; Insecta; Lepidoptera; Noctuidae
Product: sentrin-specific protease 8
Biological process (GO): proteolysis; protein deneddylation
Molecular function (GO): deNEDDylase activity; cysteine-type peptidase activity
Source: RefSeq, a predicted model, not a curated record
AUGGUUCAUGAAGAUGAAAUAGCAACAUUUCUAGAACCUCUUGAAAUAAGUAAGAAACAGUUUGUGUUCUUUGCACUAAAUGACAAUGAUACGCCAGACAUGGCCGGUGGUUCUCACUGGAGUCUCCUAGUUUAUUCAAAACCUGAAGCCUGUUUUUACCAUUUGGAUUCAUCAUAUGUGAGCAAUCAUAAAGCUGCCUGGGAACUUGCUAGUCAUCUGAUACCUUAUCUAUCAAAGGGUAACAUCAAUUUUGUAACUAAAGAUUGUUUGCAACAGAGCAAUGGCUAUGACUGUGGAGUCUAUGUCCUAUGCAAUGCUGAGCGGCUUGCUCACCAUGCACAUCUAACAGGACAGAUAGCCAGCUGUGAAAUGCUUGACAAGAUCAGCCCCUCUGCUAAAAGGAAAGAAAUAUUAAACUUAAUCUACAGCCUCGCUGACUCCUAA